Molecule: messenger RNA, 1515 nt
Organism: Paraglomus brasilianum
Lineage: Eukaryota; Fungi; Glomeromycota; Glomeromycetes; Paraglomerales; Paraglomeraceae
Source: the annotation of a GenBank genome assembly
AUGGCCACAGUUGGAAAACCAUACAGUUCUCAAUUGCCUACAUUAAGGCAAAAUCAUUCCAUACCCUCAAAACUAAAACCGCCCGCCCGCUUAACCAAACCAACCACGACUAAUGCUGACAAUACAUUUGCGUCUACCACAAGACAGGCUAAAUCCAAUGAUAAAGAACAACCACCCGUUAGACAAAUACUGACACCGACAAGGACGCCUACAAAGUCCCCUCCUCCCCCAUCCACGCCGACGUCAUCGAAGCCUACCACUAUUACCACCACUAGUCGAUUAGUUCGACCAAAAAUCACCCGGAACAUAUCACCAGUUAGCCCGUCUGUGGCAAACUCGGACCAGGAAUCUGUAUCUUCUUCUAGCACCCAAUCUAAACCAGGUACCAAAACUGGCUUUUCAAACGUAAAAUCUCGUGUCGGUUCACUCGAUAAUAUCAAGCAUGUACCAAAAACUACCGGAAAAAAGAUCCUUUCAGAAAAGCUGGACUAUUCUACUGUGAAACCGCGGAUUGGGUCGUUGAACAAUGUAAAGCAUACUCCAAAAGGAGGCGAUAGGAAAAUAGUGGAUGCCAAGAUCGAUUUUUCGAAUGUCUCCUCUAGAAUUGGUUCAUUAAAGAACAUAAAGCAUACUCCAAAAGGAGGCGAUAGGAAAAUAGUGGACGCCAAGAUUGAUUUUUCGAAUGUCUCCUCUAGAAUUGGUUCGUUAAAGAAUAUAAAGCAUACUCCAAAAGGAGGUGAUAAGAAGAUAGUGGAGACCAAGGUCGAUUUUUCAAACGUCUCCGCUAAAAUUGGUUCAUUAAAGAAUAUCAACCAUGUGCCAAAGGGAGGUGAUAAGAAGAUACUGGACGCCAAGGUCGAUUUUUCAAACGUACCAGCAAAAAUCGGUUCAUUUGAUUAUAUUGGCCAUGUUCCACAGGGCGGUGAUAAACCCAUAUUUCACGAUCCCGUAUACUUUGACGAUGUUAAAUCUCGUGUAAGAAGCUUGGAUAACAUUAGCCACGCACCGACUGGCGGAGAUGUAAGGAUAUUCAACGAAAAGCUAUCCUUCCGCGAUUAUGCCGCUCCACGCAUUGACACCGGUUGUAAUUCGACGUCGACUGCAUCAAUCUCAAUCAGCGAAUGCUCAUCCCGCCUCGGCGUCGAGAGUCCGAUUUCGCCCCUCGCCCUCGACGAUGCUAACAAUAAUGCUCCUCCUCUCCAACCCGAUUCCUCAUCAGAAUCCUCCUCCUCUCGUGACGGAGAACUCUUCACUCCGCCUCCAUUGAAGGUUGCUCUCUCCCCGAUUGUUGAGGCUUUCUCGGCUGAUGAAGAUCCUAUCUCGGAAGAAGACGUAGGACAAUUAUCCGAGACCGAAUUAAGUUUCGAGGUUAACGUCACGCGAAAGUCAAUGCUGCUGGCAGAAGAAAGAAAAUUGAUACGACUGGAGUCAGCCGUUGAGGAGUCUCCUACUGAUGAAGUGGCUCGGGAAAUGAGUUUUGAGGAGAAGCAGAAUUAUCUGGGAUCAUGGAUAUAA